AGUACAAAAUAACAAAACCGGGAAGAUAAUGUUACUGUUUCUGACCGGGACAAAAACAUGAAGUCUGAAAACUGGCAAGCCCGGCUUUACCGGGGCGUCUGGUCACCCUGGUCAAGGAAUCCAUUGCCGUCAGCUUCCAUCCGGGUGCUUCCAGCAGGAGGCGCCAAUCCGCUAACGUGACGUCACGACGCGCUCGUCUCCAUGGGAGCAGGGAGGAAGCGGAAGUGUGUGCGGGUUUGUUUACAUUGUGUGUGUGGGACUGCGUGGGGUUGUUGAGCUGCAGCAGCAGAGAAACUUGCUAAAUAAGUCAAGUGCUGACUGAAUAACAAAGAGAGGCUCCCAAUAUUAUUCAUAAUAAAAGCGUGAAUACAGAAAGGAUAUCAGUCUCAAGCUAACAGUCAGUGAAGAUGGACGUCAGCGUCUCCGUGUCGUUCUUUCAAGACGAGCUCGGCUCUACCAUCGAGCACGCAGUGAAAGCGGCUGUAGACACCGUCUUGUGCCAAAUCACAAAAGUUGUCGGCGGCAAAUUCACUGAAUUCCGAAUGGAAAUGGCUGGAAAGGAGAAAGAGAAUGAAAGUCUGAAGCUGAGAUUGGAAAUAUCAGAGAGCGAGUUGAAAGCGGUGCGGGAAUGCAUGAACGCUGCAGAUGCAGACAUUAAACAACCUCUCAGAAAUAUGAACCCCGACUGCAAUGAACAAGACUUUCAGAGGAACGAGAACCAGGGAUUAUUCAUCAGAGUUCAAGAUUCUGGAGAGAGACCUGCUUUCAGUGAAGCAGAGGAGGGGCCAGUGAUAGAAGCUGUUUACACAAAAGAGGAAAUCUGUGAUCAGGAGUGGUGUGGAAGAAUAAUGGAGAUUACAGACCUGACAAUUGUAGAAAGUAAAGAGAUCCCUGAACUUGAACCUGUCCACAUUAAAGAGGAGUUCGUAGAGCUGGAGUGUGAUCACAUCACAGAGGAAGUUAGUGAAGAAAAUAAAGUCGAUACACUGGAGGAGAAUAUAGUUAAUAUGGAAUCUAGCCGCUGUGAGGAUUGUCCUCCUGAACAGAUCUGCAUGAAACCCAAUCAGCCUGUCUCUGAAGACACUGGUUCUAGUGUUGGAGAAGAGGACACUGUGCUGGGGUCCAUUCAGAGGAAACAUCACCCCCCUCAGGAAAGAGCUGCAGAUGGAAAGGAGGGAGGAGCAAUGCCGUCCACGAGCAGCACAGCCUGUGAGUAGAAUGUCAAAAAUACAGUUUAUAUAAGAAUUGCAAUUGUUUUGUGAAGGAUUAAGAGUUUAUCAUCUUUCUUGCUU
Acipenser ruthenus (sterlet) is the source of this 1292-nucleotide messenger RNA. RefSeq lists its product as uncharacterized. Lineage: Eukaryota; Metazoa; Chordata; Actinopteri; Acipenseriformes; Acipenseridae. The record is from RefSeq and is a predicted model, not a curated record. The coding region runs from base 408 to 1217 and encodes 269 amino acids. The transcript has 2 exons.